CUCGCCGGAUUUCGAAGAAGAAGGACGUUGCCUUAAACUCCGCGUUGUUUUUCCCCGAAAAUUCGUCUAAAACUCACGCAAAUCGCAAUAAAAGUGGUAAAUUCGCAAACAAUUACCAGUGAACAGUGCAAGUGCAUGGAAAACGAUCCCAAAGAUAGUAAAAAAUAGACGCAAGUGCGAAUUGCGGGCUUUUUUGUGUGGCCGUCGCAGAAUGUGUGGCACAAAGCGGAAAGCGCGCUAAGUGAGCGUGCGAGCGCCCAAAUCGCAGAGAAAUGUAAAUAAAUAAACGUGUAAAGCCGCGACAAUUGUGAAAAGUCAACAAACGCGCCAGUUGGCCAGUGAAAACUACUGGAAAACCAGAGACAAGGAAACCACCCAUACGAUGGUCGAAGGUGUUCCCAUUUUCAGAAUUCUUAUCGGGCAACGACUGGAGUAUGAUUGAGUUGGCCUCGCCACCGAUUCGCGUCUGGUUCUGGCUGCGGUACGGUAAUACCAACACCCGGGUGGACCUGUGAUGUUCUAGUGCGAUCCCCACAAUUCGCAGUUCGCUGGAGGACGGGGGAAUGGAACAUGCCCGUGGAUAUGCAUAAGAACGUAUCAGUUCAAGUCGAUAGUGAUUUUGCCUUAUUGCUACCCAGUGGAGUUUAUGAAAUCAAGAAAAUGGAACCGCGCUCCAAAAUACGAACAAUCAUUGUAUUUUGUCUCUUUCUGGCCAUCGCCGGUAUCAUCGGAUUCGGUUACUUUUGUCAAGAUCAGGUAUGCGCCCUAUCCAAACGCGCCGUGAUACUGCAAUCCUCGGAUAUCCUUGCCUAUAAUGAGCUCCCACUCCAUCAGGCCAACAGCAUUAAUGGCAACAAUGUGGGAGGCGGCAUUACGGCCAUGGCCUCCAAGUCCUCGGUCUCCGCGCCGCAGAACAUCAUCGCCAAUGCAGGGCUGAGCUACGAGGAUGUGCUGAACGAUGAUUUCCAGUUCGAUAUGGAUGGCCACGAUGUGAUGGUCUUUCUGCACAUCCAGAAGACGGGCGGCACCUCGUUUGGCCGCCAUUUGGUCAGGGAUUUGGAUCUGAAGCGUCCUUGUGAAUGCCAGCGGCAGAGAAAGCGUUGCUACUGCUUCCGGCCGCAUCGCAACGAGAACUGGCUAUUCUCCCGCUACUCGACGGGCUGGAAGUGCGGCCUGCACGCCGACUGGACCGAGCUGACCAGCUGCGUGGACGUGGAGCUGGACAAGAACGAGGGCGAGACGGCCAAGCGGCGUUACUUCUACAUCUCGCUGCUCCGCCAGCCCAUUGCCCGCUACAUGUCCGAGUACCGGCAUGUGCGGCGAGGGGCCACCUGGAAGGGAUCGCGCCACUGGUGCCUGGGUCGCCAGGCCACCGCCGCCGAACUGCCCGCCUGCUACAAGGGCAAGGAUUGGCUGGACGUGGAUCUCGAUCAGUUCGCCGGUUGUGAGUCCAAUUUGGCAGCCAACCGGCAGACCCGCAUGCUGGCGGAUCUGGCUUUAGUGGGCUGCUACAACAAAUCCUCGAUGCCCGCCCACGAACGGGAUCGCGUGAUGCUGGCCAGCGCAAAGCGCAAUCUGGCCGCCAUGGCCUACUUUGGACUGACUGAAUAUCAAAAGAUGUCCCAGUACAUAUUUGAGGAGACCUUCAACCUGCGCUUCGCCAUACCCUUCGAGCAGCACAACACCACAAUCUCGGCGACUGCUGUCCAGAAUCUUCGAAGCGACCAAAAGCGUCGCAUCGAGAAGCUCAACGGGCUGGACAUCGAGCUGUAUGCCUUUGCCAAGACUUUGCUCUUUCAGCGUUUCGAACAUCUGAAGGCAAAGGACACAAACUUUGAGCAGCGCUAUGCCAACCUGGGCAACAUCUACUUCAAGCAGGGCGUCACGGAAUUCAACUGGGACAGCAAUGUGGAGGAUGGGCUCAGCACGGAUCAUUGAACUCGAAACCAAAUAUUACCGUUUAGAAACUAGAUUGUAGGACACACACCAACUCAUAAUUAUGUAGCUGGGCAGGGCAGAAUAGGAGGGGUGGUCACCGAGGUUACCGAAACGCAGAAACGCAAAAGCAUCAGCAUAAAAAUCAACCGAAGGACUUUAAACUACCGUCUAAGCAAUAAUGUUAAUUAAGCAGAUAAAAAACAUCUAGCAGACUUGGCUUGUUUCAUUCAUACAUAAGUAACAACACACAACUAAAGGACAGAUGAGCGAAAUCUCAGAGCGCGUAAUAUCUCUAAACCUAAACCUAAGCACAACUAUGAAAUCUAUGACCAUAACUGUACUCCCCAUGCUGAUACGCGUAGCACCCCCCAGAAAAUCUUAGAAAUUGUAAAUACUUUGCAUAAUAUGUGUAUUUUAUAAAAGCGCGGGAUCCCC
This is a messenger RNA of Drosophila takahashii, 2373 nucleotides long. RefSeq names its product heparan sulfate 6-O-sulfotransferase (gene Hs6st). Gene Ontology annotation, cellular component: membrane. The record is from RefSeq and is a predicted model, not a curated record. Lineage: Eukaryota; Metazoa; Arthropoda; Insecta; Diptera; Drosophilidae. Gene Ontology annotation, molecular function: heparan sulfate 6-sulfotransferase activity.